CUCUCGCGCACACACGCGCGUCAAGAUAAUAUAUAUCCGCACACAUCGAGAUCAUAAUGCAUUGGAUGGAGAGGGUGUCUCCGGGCGGCAGCUUGCGUGGAUCUUGUUACUCCUAGCUCGGAUAGCGCCGGUGCCACGGAGAGGCGGACGGAGGGAGAACGAGCCUUGAACAACUCUGGAUGCUCUGACCUCGAGGGCUGUGAUAAGAAAUGGCUUUGGGGAACAACACGCAGCGAAGUUACUCCAUCAUCCCAUGCUUCAUCUUCGUCGAGCUCGUCAUUAUGGCCGGGACUGUCCUGCUCGCCUACUACUUUGAGUGCACGGACACUUUCCAAGUGCACGUCCAAGGCUUCUUUUGUCAAGAUGGAGACCUGAUGAAACCUUACCCGGGAACGGAGGACGAAAGCUUCAUACCCCCUCUCGUCCUCUACUGUGUGCUGGCCGCGACCCCAACGGCAAUUAUUUUUAUUGGAGAGAUAUCCAUGUACUUCAUCAAGUCAACUAGAGAAAGCCUGAUUGUCCAGGAGAAAACCAUUUUGACAGGAGAAUGCUGUUACCUGAAUCCGUUACUUCGGAGAAUUAUUCGAUUUAUAGGAGUGUUUGCGUUUGGCCUUUUCGCCACCGACAUAUUUGUAAAUGCUGGCCAGGUGGUGACGGGGAACUUGGCCCCCUAUUUCCUGACUGUGUGUAAACCCAACUACACUGGGAGUGACUGCCGGGCUCACCUACAGUUUGUGAACAAUGGGAAUGUCUGCACCGGUGACCAAGAUGCGAUUGAGAAGGCAAGGAGGUCCUUUCCAUCAAAACAUGCUGCUUUAAGCAUUUAUUCAGCCUUAUAUGCUACAAUGUACAUCACGAGCACAAUCAAGACAAAAAGCAGUCGACUCGCCAAGCCCGUCUUGUGCCUGGGGACUCUUUGUGCCGCCUUCCUUACUGGGCUCAACCGAGUUUCUGAGUAUCGAAACCACUGUUCGGACGUCAUUGCAGGCUUCAUCUUGGGGAGUGCGGUCGCUCUUUUCCUGGGAAUAUGCGUGGUUCAUAAUUUCAAAGGAACACACGGAGCUCCUUCUAAAUCGAAGCCCGACGAGCAACGAGGAAUGCCCCUGAUGGCGUUUCCCAGAGUGGAAAGUCCUUUGGAGACGUUGAGUGCACAGAAUCAUUCUGCCUCCAUGACUGAAGUAACCUGAUCUGAAAGAUGGCAAAAGAAGCUAUUUUUUAUCGCCCUCCGGUACACAAUACUCCCACAGCGACACACAGUUAUACUAAUUGUCAAAACUGUGACGACCAGUAUUAUGUUAUGUCUAGUUAGAAGCUAAUGUUUUGUACAUUUUUGUAUGAGGAAGUGAUGUAGCUCACCCUGGAAUCCCCCCCCUCCUUCCACUUUUUUGGUCAGCUUUAAUAUAUUUAUGCCAGAAUUUAAGACAAAAGGGAGGAGCGGGGGAACAAAAAUUAAAACAAAAAAAAGCGAGAGACCUUUUCUUGUUUUAAAAUGUGUUCUGAGGCACUACAUCUUUGGGAAUUGUUGAUGUUUUGUGAUAUUUGUACACAGACCUUUUUCGGUUUUGUUUUAUAUACAAUAAAUUAAAUGAGAAUUCUAAUACU
This is a messenger RNA of Lacerta agilis (Sand lizard), 1602 nucleotides long. RefSeq names its product phospholipid phosphatase related 1 (gene PLPPR1). Lineage: Eukaryota; Metazoa; Chordata; Lepidosauria; Squamata; Lacertidae. The transcript is spliced from 8 exons. Gene Ontology annotation, biological process: phospholipid metabolic process; signal transduction; phospholipid dephosphorylation. The coding region runs from base 210 to 1187 and encodes 325 amino acids. Gene Ontology annotation, molecular function: phosphatidate phosphatase activity. The record is from RefSeq and is a predicted model, not a curated record.